Rhagoletis zephyria (snowberry fruit fly) is the source of this 2713-nucleotide messenger RNA. RefSeq names its product membrane metallo-endopeptidase-like 1. Lineage: Eukaryota; Metazoa; Arthropoda; Insecta; Diptera; Tephritidae. The record is from RefSeq and is a predicted model, not a curated record. Gene Ontology annotation, biological process: protein processing. Gene Ontology annotation, cellular component: plasma membrane. Gene Ontology annotation, molecular function: metalloendopeptidase activity.
GCCGCAUAAUCGGAGCGCGCAUUGUUCGUACAGUUCACUGCUGGACGAGACACUAUCAGGUUGUUAUAAGCGGGCGGUUAACGCGCGCAUCUACAACAGGACACAACGGCUACAAUUUUCUGAACUUUAUUUAUGGAUUUUUUUUCUACGCGCGGAUUUAGUGAGGUGUUAUAAAUAUUUCAUUAUUUACAAUUAUUAAAAAUGUGCAUACGUAACAGCAUUUUACUGCUGCUUUACCUUAGCCAAUGGCCGUUGUUCUCCAUUCUGUCCACCGCUAGCGCAGCGCGCAGCAUGAAUCGCCAGCAGCUGAAGACAAUCGAACGUUAUAUGGAUCCGAGUGCGGACCCCUGCGCCGACUAUUAUCAGUAUGCGUGCGGUAAUUGGCAGUAUGUGCACGCGGACGCCGAAUAUUUCGAAACAAUUGGCCUCAUUGACUACAAAGUCGAUCAGGAAUAUGCGCAAUUAUUGCACAGCAUCCGCCGACGACGCCGUAUGCGUGAGGAACACGCCUUUAUGCGCAAGCUACUCGACUACUAUAAGUCCUGCUUGACAGUGUACGCGUACACACCGCAGCUAUAUCUGGACUGGCUGCAAGAGCAUGAACAGCUGGUAUGGCCGCCGGUGCUGCCGAGCACAGGUGCUACACGCCGCGCGGCCAAGCGACGCGGCAAAGCAGUGCGCUACGACUGGCUGUACAUGCUGGCGGUGCUGCGUAGGUAUGGCAUGAAUGCGGUUUUCAUUGAGGAGACCGUGAUACAGCGGCGUGACAAUGCGCGUGCUUCGGCCAUAGAUUUGGACAAGCCCGUGCUGAAUGGCGGCUUCCAGCCAAUGCCGCAUAAGGGCUUUGAGCUGAUUAUGGAAUAUUUGGGUGUGAGCGAUCAGCAAGGCAAGGACAGCCUAUGGGAGGAAGUGCAUGUGUUUGAAGGUAAGCUGAAGAGUUUGGAUUUUGUGGAGGAUACGACGGAGGAGGGCGAGGAGAGUGCAUCGGCGCAGCGCGAAACCACGCUAGCGGAAUUGAAUAUGCCUUUUUUAACGCGCUACUUGGACAUCGUGCUCGAACAACCCGUGGAUCCGUACAUGAAGCUGACCAUACAAAAUCUCCCUUAUAUGAGACUACUACUCACCGUGCUGGACGAGCAUGAAUCCGAAUUCAUUUGUCGCUACUUGAUGUUGCGCUUUCUCUGGUAUCUGAACGUUGAUGGGCCACGCAAUUUUCUCAAAGGUGACUGUGUCUCACAUACGCGCAGCAUGAUGCCGCUCGCCAUGACUUGGCUCUAUGAACGCCAAAAUCCGGAGCUCAUCGACGAAAAGUCGCACAUUGAGCUGCUCUUCCGCAAACUGUUGCAACAUUUCACGCAAACCUUGCAAAACAAUGCAAAUCAGUUCGACUCACACGUUUUGCGUUUCUUGCAGGAUAAAAUAGACACAAUGCGCAUCAAGGUCGGUAAUUUGCCACGUCCUGCUACCAGUCGCCAAGUGGAGGCAUUCUAUGCAGAUCUCGUAAUCGAGCCAAAGGAAUUUUUCGCCAAUCACUUGCGUUUACUGCAACACUUCACACGCGCCAAGCACAAGCGCCUAACGGAACUGCUCGCGCAAGAUGACUCAUACUUUCAUCUGGAAGACCCCGAAACUGGUGCUAGCUCCUCACCCUACUACCUGCUGCGCUCCAAUGUGGUCAUCGUGCCACUUACACUCCUCCACACGCCCAUCUACCAUCCACAGCUGCAUGAAAUCUUCAAAUACAGUUCGCUGGGCUUUCUGCUGUCGCACGAGAUCACACACGGCUUCGAUGAUAGUGGCGUCGAGUUUGACAAGCGCGGCAAUAUGCGUGGACCUUCGCAACGCAUUAAAGCGAACCGCAGAUUCGACUCAAAUUUGAAUUGCUUACGUUCGCGUAAUCCGCAAAUUGUCGAUGAGAAAAUCGCAGACGUUAGUGGCCUACGCUGGGCGUACGAGGCUUAUUUCAAGGGCAACUCCAGCAGCAGCAGCAACAAUGCCAAUGCCCGUCCGCUGCACUUUACCAGCCUCUCGCCGGAGCAUGUGUUCUUCCUUAAUUUCGCACAGUUCUUCUGUGGUUCGCCGGCGACCGGCGCACGCGACUUAGAGUUCAGCGAGCAUGGCUCGGAUAAGGAGCGCGUCUUGGAUGCGCUGGCGAAUUUCGCGGAGUUUGGCCGCGUUUAUGAUUGCCCGCUGGGCAGUCGCAUGCACCCGGAACGAAAGUGUCAACUUUGGAGAUAGCGAUUGAUAGGAUGAGAGAAUACCGAAAUGGAAGAAUAGUUAGUGUUAAAAUUGACAUUAGCCAACAUACAUAGUAAAUAAGCUGUAAAUAAAUUAAUUUUAUGUAAUGAAAACAAAACUGAUAUUUAAAUACGACAUAAUUAGGAGAUAAAUAUUUAGUGCCUAAACAAUCAGAAUCCAUUUAAUUUAAAAAUAAGCGAGUAUGUAUAUUUGUGCUGUUUUUUCCAAUAUUUUAGUUUUGGAAAAGUGAUAGUGUAAAUACAAUCCACAAUACAUUCUCCUACACAUAGUACAUAGAUGCUAUAAUUCACUGUUAAUAAAGAGAGAAAAACAAACUUUUUAAUCGAAUCAUAUAAUCUCGAAUGUGGCUUAUCAAUUUGUCCGAGUGCCAAUUCCAUUGAAAUUGAAUCGUUCUGAAUGCUUUUGAAACAAUUUCCUGGUAUAACAGAGCAGUGUUCGUGUAAAUGUUUGUCUG